Molecule: messenger RNA, 758 nt
Organism: Mytilus trossulus (common blue mussel)
Lineage: Eukaryota; Metazoa; Mollusca; Bivalvia; Mytilida; Mytilidae
Product: general stress protein 18-like
Exons: 5
Coding region: 54-572 (172 amino acids)
Source: RefSeq, a predicted model, not a curated record
AGAAAAUACUUGGUUGUUUCCCUUUGAAUACAAACAAACGUACAGGAAGAAAAAUGUCAACAACACAGAAACGAGUUGGAAUACUGACCGAGUUUAAUUAUGAAGAUUUAGAGUUAUGGUACCCCUACUACAGAUUGAAAGAAGAGGGACAUGAGACAUUUACAAUUGGACCUGAAAAAGGGAAGACUUACAACUCUAAACAUGGCUACCCUUGUAAAGCAGAACAGGGCAUUGAUGAUGUCAAACAUGAGGACCUUGACGCACUCAUAAUUCCAGGAGGAUUUGCUCCUGAUUAUUGGAGGAGGGACAAGCGUUUUCUCGAUUUAGUGCGCAAUGUUUAUGAGUCGGGUAAGCCAACUGCAGCAAUCUGUCAUGGGGCUUGGAUGUUUGUAUCUGCCAAGAUAAUUAAAGGAAAGAAAGCCACGUGUUUUAUAGCGUGUAAGGAUGACGUAGAAAAUGCUGGAGCAUUAUAUGAAGAUUCGCCAGUGGUGGUUGAUGGCAAUAUGAUUACAUCACGUGUUCCUCAAGACCUACCACAAUUUAUGGCUGCUAUCAUAGCUCAGCUUAAAUAACCAUUCACGGGGAUAACCCUCAUUUGAAAGUGGACCGACGAAUUUAAUAAAGACGUUUUCUGAUGGAUUCGGCAAAAUGCAUCAACUCGGUUGUUCUAUUGCAUACAAUAUAAACUUGUAAUUCCAGUUUGAAUGUAACAAAUACAAGUUAUGUCAAUUUCAGAAUAAAUAAAUAUUUUGUUAAAA